UUGUCAUAGAUGGUGGUAUAACAAUACGAACGAUUUUUGCUACAUUUGCAUGGUACCUUCGGAACAAGCGAGUGUCAUUCGUAGCAAGUAUCGUCGAGUCCGAUGGAGACAAUUCUAUGUUUCUUAAGCUUUGAACCCGGUUCCUAAUAAAUAAAGGACUUCACCGAGAACGUUAAGCAUAUGCGAUAAGUACCGAUUACUUACAAUAAACAUUGCACAAAGAUUGAACUGUCAGAUGUUUUUAUUCUAUAUAUGAUAAGGCGCCUUCCUUAUUUAUUUACUUACUAUAUAGAAAAAUUCAAUUAACGAUGGACGUGAGCUUAAUAUUUAAAGCUUGUGUGAAGACAGUUAGUCUUCGAAACAAGGAUCUAGGAAUUGUAAGUAAUAUUUCAAACGUGAAGAAAACAAGGAACAAAAGUUCAUUCUUCGUGAAAGUACAAGCUGUUGUUGUACAAAUUUCAAAGCUACGUCAAUUUUUAUUAGAAAACCGUAAAGCGUAUUUGAAUUUUUCAAAUUAUCUCUCUUAUCUGCCGAGUAUGACAGAUGCAGAUAGGGAUGAAAUAGAUAUUGGAGCACAGAAAAUUAUGACCACGUGUGCCCAAUUAAUCAAGGAGUUGAAGAGAGAAGUGGCAGACUCCAUAGUCUCACCUCAAAAUUUAGAGCAUAGAGAAAUAAUGCUACUGUUAAUUGAGGAUUACCUGAAAAAUGUAUGCAAAAUUUAUUCAGAGCAAAAAGCGAUACGCGUGAAGAGGACAAUGGAAAUAAGGAAAAUCGCUAAAUUAGAAUUAGAAGCGAAGCCUGUGAAAAAAUUUGAAGCUGAAGCAAAGAAAUCUAGUUUGAAUAGUAAUGAAAAAUUAGAAGAGAAAGAUGGGAAAAUUGGUUCCAAUGACUCUAGUCCUUUGAAAAUUCAAGAAAUAAAUGGAGAUGUUAAUUCUUUAAUGUACGAAGAAGAAUUAUCACCAGAGGAUAUUCAAGUAUUCGAAGCAGAAAAUGAACAGCUGUACAAUGAACUUAAUAUAAUAACCGAAGAAGUAAAGCAAAUAGAAAGCAAAGUAGUACACAUAGCUGAACUGCAAGAAAUAUUUACGGAAAAAGUAUUGGACCAAGAUAAAGACUUGGAUCGGUUGAUGACCACAGUUGUUGGAUCCACGGAAAACGUUAGAGAAGCUAAUGAACAAAUCAGACAGGCUAUUCAACGGAACGCCGGUCUUCGAGUGUGGAUUCUUUUCUUUCUUUUAGUUAUGUCGUUUUCUCUAUUAUUUCUUGAUUGGUACAACCCAUAAAAUAAAGAAAUGUUUUAGUAAUUUUAUUAAAUCGUUUGUACAUACACUCAAAGAAUGUUGUACAUUAUUUUUUAUACUAAUACAUAUAAUCUUCCCUAAUUCUGAAACAACAGGAGAUCAAGGUUUUGCCAAAAUAUGUCACUGUAUUUUAUCCCCAAAACAUUUUACAUAAUUACUACAUCUUAUGUAAUAAAUUUUAUAGUAUAUGUAUAUAUUUACUUAUAUACACACAUUCGCACCUAUCGCAAACAUUUUUGUCAUUUCAUCAGUAUUUGGUUCAACGGGAAAACAUACUGUAAACGAAUUACGGGGAAAUGUUGCAA
This is a messenger RNA of Nomia melanderi (Alkali bee), 1606 nucleotides long. RefSeq names its product syntaxin 18 (gene Syx18). NCBI's taxonomy places the organism in Eukaryota, Metazoa, Arthropoda, Insecta, Hymenoptera, Halictidae. Gene Ontology annotation, biological process: retrograde vesicle-mediated transport, Golgi to endoplasmic reticulum. The record is from RefSeq and is a predicted model, not a curated record. Gene Ontology annotation, cellular component: endoplasmic reticulum; SNARE complex.